ACCCAUCCGUUUUUCCCUGUUUCCCACCAGAUUCCUGGGAAAGGUUAUUACGGGAAGUACCUCAAGGCCGUGCUGUCCAAGCGGGGCCGGAAGGGGAGCUCCGUUGGGAUCGAGGAGAGCCGCUGGUCCCGGAUCCGCUCCUACCUGCGCUCCUACUUCUACAUUCCCGAGGAAGGAUUCCGGAUCCCGCUGAAGCUGCUGGUGUCGGUCACCACGGCCGUCAUCGCCGUCUACCAGGUGGCCCUGCUGCUGCUGCUGGCCGUGGUGCCCACCAUCCGGAUUGUCCGGGCGGGAAUGACCAAGGACGUGGUGGUGCUGCUGGUCCAGCUGGGAUUGGUGCCCUCGGAAAAUCCGGCCGUGCCAGGGGACAUGGAAAAGGAGCUGGGAACCGUCCGUCACUACCUGUGGGCGUUGGAAGUUUGCUACAUCAGCUCUCUGGUGUUCUGCUGCCUGCUGACCUGUGCCAUGCUCCUCAGGACACUGGCCAUGCACAGGUCCAACCUGCGGGCUCUGUACCAGGGCGCGGUGCUGGACGUGUUCUCCAAGGCCCAGAUCCUGCGCCCUUCCCGGGAAUCCAUCGUCUCCUGGAUCGGCUUCUCCGCAUUCCAGGCCGCCUUCGCCUGCCUGGGUACCGGGAUCCAGGAUCCUGGGAGAAUCCCGGUUUUCCCAAG
Cyanistes caeruleus (blue tit) is the source of this 671-nucleotide messenger RNA. The record is from RefSeq and is a predicted model, not a curated record. Lineage: Eukaryota; Metazoa; Chordata; Aves; Passeriformes; Paridae.